Molecule: messenger RNA, 2248 nt
Organism: Setaria italica (foxtail millet)
Lineage: Eukaryota; Viridiplantae; Streptophyta; Magnoliopsida; Poales; Poaceae
Exons: 3
Coding region: 222-1604 (460 amino acids)
Source: RefSeq, a predicted model, not a curated record
CUGCUUCACGCAGUCGGCGCCUCCAUUCUGCUCCCCUCCCUCCUUGUCUUCUUCCGCUUAGCCCCCUCAUCUUCCCAUAUAUUACGCGCUCCUCUCCACGCCCCCAAGCUCCUUGUUUUGUUAAACACCGCAACUGCCUGGGGCUCCUUCUCCAGGGGGUGCUCGAGGUUUCCGCUAUUCGCGAACAGGUCCCUGUCUUCCCUUUCCUCGCCGCCCCCGCCAUGGACACCAAGAAGCAGGGCUUCUUCUCGGCGCUGCGGGAGGAGGUGGCGCGCGGGCUGUCGCCGGCGAGGGCGCGGCGGCGGUCGGCUUCCAACGCGGCCGAGGUGGCGGCGGCACUGCGCGUGGCCGGAGGAGCUGGGGAGGCGCUCGCGCCGCUCAUGGAGGGCCCGGAUCCGGAGGCCGGCCCGGGCGCGGGCGGCGGUGGCGUGCGGAGGGAGGGGUGGGGCCGGUGGGUGCGCGGCCAGCUCCAGCUCGCGCGCGCGCCGGCGCCGGCAGGGGCGGACGCGGGCGCCGCCAGGCGGAACGAUCUCAGGCUGCUGCUCGGCGUCAUGGGCGCGCCGCUCGCGCCCGUGCACGUCUGCGCCGCCGAGCCGCUGCCGCACCUCAGCAUCAAGGACACCCCCAUUGAGACCUCGUCGGCGCAGUACAUCCUGCAGCAGUACCUAGCUGCCUCCGGGGGGCAGAGGCUGCUCUCCUCUAUCCGGAACGCCUACGCCAUGGGCAAGGUGCGGAUGGUGGCUACUGAGUUCGAGACCGGUGGUCGUGUCGUGAGGAACCGCAUGGCGGCGCAACGGGCUGAGCCUGGCCGGUUCGUGCUGUGGCAGAUGGCCCCGGAGAUGUGGUACAUUGAGUUGGCCGUCGGUGGGAGCAAGGUGCACGCCGGCUGCAACGGCAAGCUUGUGUGGCGCCAUACACCAUGGCUCGGCGCGCAUGCCGCCAAGGGCCCUGUUCGCCCACUGCGCCGUGCUCUUCAGGGUUUGGAUCCGUUGACUGCAGCAAGCAUGUUUGCUGGUGCAAGGUGCAUUGGCGAGAGGAAGGUGAAUGGGGAGGAUUGCUUCAUUCUGAAGCUGUGUGCUGAUCCUGAGAUGCUGAGAGCGCGCAGCGAGGGGCUUGCAGAGAUCAUCCGGCAUGUCCUUUUUGGGUACUUCAGCCAGAAGACCGGGCUUCUUGUCCAUCUUGAGGACUCACACCUCACCAGAAUCCAGUCAACAACAGGAGGAGAUGCAGUUUACUGGGAGACUACCAUCAAUUCCUUCAUCGAGGACUACCGUCCAGUUGAGGGCAUUAUGAUUGCACAUUCUGGGCGCUCAGCCGUGACCCUGUUCCGUUUUGGGGAGGCGGCUAUGAGCCACACCAAGACUCGUAUGGAGGAGGCAUGGAGUAUUGAGGAGGUUGCGUUCAAUGUCCCUGGCCUCUCCAUGGAUUGUUUCAUCCCGCCCACCGAUAUCAAGUCUGGAUCUGUCAGUGAGACUGUUGAGCUUCCGCAAGGUGAGAAGAGCAAGGUCGGUCUUCUCCCAUGCCAUCGUGCUAAGGUUGCAGCUCUAGAGAAGGCGGAUGAUAACGUUGCGUGGAGUGGAGCCCUACAGCUAGACUGCAAGUGAUUGGUAGCCCGUCCAUACUCAGCUUCUUGCAUUCCAACUGACUGAUUUUGAUGGAUGUAGGGUAGAGAAACAAAGAGCUAAGGAGGAUUUGGAGCUUUACCAUUCCAAGUAUCCUCUGUAAAUAGGAAGCUUAAGGCGCUCACAUGGCCUUCCAUAUCCCAGAGGAGGCCUUGUGUGAAGAAUCCUGGCUGAUCUCAUCCUGAGAUUUGGUAGUAGGUAGUCUUGUCUGUAACUUGUGUCUUUCUUCUGUCGGUACCUCAUGGAUGAAGAACCGUGGGUGUUCUCCAUCUAACCACAUGAUACGGAUCAUGGCGGUGGUGCUUCUUUCUGUCAUAGUCACACUAAUCAUCGGAGGCCAGCGAGGAAGAAGGAUUUCUUCGCGGGCAAUUGAGAGUGAUUUCAUCGUCGUUGAGUCUAAUUAGCAGCAGUCCAGUACGGUUGGGUUGGUGAUAGUCUGUGGUCAAACUAACUUUUAGGGGGGGAAUUAUGUAAGCUGUGGGUGGUCCUGAUGGGGGUCAGGCUGUGUACCCUUUUCCUUCACAUCUCUCUUAUUUAGUAUGAGAUGGUGGUUGUAUUCUACAGAAGUUUGAUGUAAGCCAAAACUUCUAUGAAUAUCAUGGCUUGAAUUGUUUUUUUGUUGUGCA